GCAGCACUCCUUUUUCACGAGCCGUAGAGAGCGAGAAAGUGGCUUUUUUUUUUACGGUUUCCUGAUAAAGUAAAAGCUCAUUUGAGGAACCAAACAAAAAAAAAAAAAAACGGAUUUCUUGGUGAUCCCAAGUGAAAAAAACGGGUUUAUUGAGUCUCUUUGUUCUGUUUCUUCCUCGAGAUUCUCAGUGACUCGUAAAUUCUCCAUUUUUAGUUUUCCUCUGUUUCGAUCUUUUUGCAACUAUUGAUCACAGCUGUUCUUUUUACAUGCGUUACUUGAGAGUUGUUUAGUAACGGUUGCGUUGGCUGUUGCAACGGAGAAAAAACUGAAAAAAGUUUGAUGAUGAAGGGAAGAUCAACCAACAAUGUUCAGACGAAUCUGUCUACGAAGAACGGGAAAAGAGAUCAAAAGCUACAAAAGAUGAACAGCGCUAAAAAAAUAUCAGGGCAAGAAAGACUCAAGCCUUUGGAUGCUAAGGAGGAAACUAAAGUCUCUGAAGUAGUAAGUGAUGUAAUUACACAAUCAAAUAAGGAUGAUGAAGAUAUCGUUAAUAGGUCGUCAGAUCAUUAUCAAGAGUCCGAGACUAGUAUAAUUGAAGAGAAAACCAAGAAAGAAGAGGGUGCAAAUGGCUCUGUUUGUGAUUUGGUAAAAGAUGAUGAUGAUGAUGAGAAUGAAAGCAAAGAGUUUGAUGCUAUAGCUAAUGCAAAUGACAAAGGAGUCGAAGAUUGGGAAGAUGCUUCAAAUGGUGGCAUUAGCGGUGGAAGUGAGAACGAGGCAGGUGUUGAUGUCAAAGAGAAUAGUGAGGAUGAAGAAGUAUUGAAACAAAAGAUUGAGAAUUUGGAGACAAGAAUUGAGAAACUCGAAGAAGAGCUAAGAGAAGUUGCAGCGCUUGAGAUUUCACUCUACUCGGUUGUACCAGAACACUCUAGCUCAGCUCACAAGCUUCACACGCCUGCUCGAAGAAUUUCAAGACUCUAUAUCCAUGCCUGCAAACAUUGGAGUCAAGGAAAGCGAGCAACCGUCUCUAGAAACUCGGUGUCUGGUCUCAUUUUAGCUGCUAAAUCUUGCGGAAAUGAUGUUUCGAGGUUGACCCUCUGGUUAUCGAACAUCAUUGCUUUGAGAGAGAUCAUUUUGCAGGCUUUUGGCAAUACUAGUGUUCCUAGUCAUUUCACAGACACCUCUGAAUCAAAUGGGAGUGAACAUAUUGGUUUAGGGAAGCUUAGAAGGAAGAAUAACAAAUGGUCUAAGCAGUCAAAUAGUUUCAAGCAGGUCCUCGAAGAUUGGCAGGAAUCAGAAACCUUCACUGCUGCAUUAGAGAAAGUUGAAUUCUGGAUUUUCUCUAGAAUCAUUGAAUCUGUUUGGUGGCAGGUUUUCACUCCUCACAUGCAAUCCCCGGAAAUUGGCAGUAAAACAAAUGAGAAACUAAUUGGACCUGUUUUGGGAGACCAUAUACAAGGAAGCUAUUCAAUAAGCCUAUGGAAAAACGCUUUCAAAGUUUCUCUAUCACGGCUCUGUCCAAUGCGUGGAGCAGGUCACGAGUGCGGUUGCUUACCUAUCUUGGGUAAAAUGGUGAUGGAGAAGUGUAUAGCUCGACUUGAUGUAGCCAUGUUCAAUGCAAUUCUGCGUGAGUCAGAGCAUCAGAUUCCCACGGAUCCCGUCUCUGAUCCUAUCCUAGAUGCUAAAGUCCUGCCUAUCCUUGCUGGAGACUUAAGUUUUGGAUCCGGAGCACAGCUUAAAAACGCGAUUGGAAAUUGGUCAAGAUGCCUCGCUGAAAUGUUCUCUAUAAACACUAGAGAUUCAGUAGAAGAAAAUGACCCCAUAGAUAGCGAGAAAUCAUUCAGUUUGCUAAACGAACUUAGUGAUCUACUUAUGCUUCCAAAAGAUUUGUUAAUGGAACAAUCCAUUAGAGAAGAGGUAUGCCCAUCGAUAAGUCUUCUGUUGAUAAAAAGAAUACUCUGCAACUUUACACCUGACGAGUUCUGUCCUGAUGAUGUUCCUGGAGCUGUCCUAGAAGAGCUUAACGCCGAGAGCAUGUUGAAGCAUAAGUUAUCAGGAGUUAGCUUCCCUUAUGCGGCUGCUCCUGUUUCAUACAUUCCUCCAUCAUCAAUCAACAACGUAGCAGAGAGAGUUGCAGAGGUAGAAGGAGACAUCUCUAGAAUGUCGAGGAAUGCGUCUAUGGUACAAAGAAAAGGAUACACGAGCGAUGAAGAGCUGGAGGAAUUAGAUUCUCCUCUUACAUCCAUCAUUAAAAACGUAUCGUUGUCACCUUCCUCACAGAACAGGAAUGUAAAGAAUCAAGUUGAGCAGAUAGGUGCAGUUGUUGUUACAAAUGCAAGAUAUGAGCUACUAAGGGAAGUGUGGUCUAUGUGAGUGACUUGAAACCAAAUAUCGAGUUCUUUAGGGAAAAGACCUUUGCUACCAUCUACUGAAAAAAACCAAGUCUUGUCGAAGUUAUAUUACAUGUAGCCGCGUGAAUAUGCUCCUAGCGAAUUAUAUUUAGUAGCUACUUUUUUUUCCUGGAAA
This is a messenger RNA of Camelina sativa (false flax), 2523 nucleotides long. RefSeq lists its product as uncharacterized. NCBI's taxonomy places the organism in Eukaryota, Viridiplantae, Streptophyta, Magnoliopsida, Brassicales, Brassicaceae. The record is from RefSeq and is a predicted model, not a curated record. Gene Ontology annotation, cellular component: nuclear pore.